AUGACCCAAGUAACCAAGUCUUUUGAGGAGCACAACCUCAUCCCGGACGUCCUGCCGGCCGGGACUCAAGUUCCGCACAACCUGGGAAUCCACUGGCCCAAGGUGAAUCUUCGAGCCCCUGGAGACCGGCUACACAGAGACGAGUUACAGGAGACUCCGACAAUAACGACUGAUCUCAAGCCAUCAGAAGAUGCAGACACACAAGAAUACGUUCUUCUGAUGGUCGACCCAGACCUGACCCACUACAACGACCGCACCUUUGGUCAGGUGCGCCACUGGCUGGUGCCCAAGGUGAAGGUGACCAAGGACGGCAACGUGACCAUCAACCAGGCGGCCACCAUCUCGCCCUACGUCGGCCCCGCACCACUGGCUGCGCACCUCGUCGUCGGCGAGUCCCGCCCCAGCCGCUACACCUUCCUGCUGUUCAAGCACAAGACCGCCGGUCCGCCCGCCGUACUAGACCCGGACACGCUGAAGGCGCACUACGAGGGCAACCCGGGCCAGUUUGGAGGCGAGAUGCAAAACAUCAUUGACCGCAUGGGCUUCGACACGGCUGUGUUUAUGGCAAAGAAUGGGCUGGAGGUCGUGGCGGGGACGUUUAUGUUUGUCGAAGGUAACGUCAAGAGCAGCUUGGCUAAUGCAGGCCUAUUGGCUACUGGGGUGGCGCAAAAGGUGGCAGGGCAGUAA
Messenger RNA from Pyricularia grisea, 687 nucleotides. RefSeq lists its product as uncharacterized. The coding region runs from base 1 to 687 and encodes 228 amino acids. The transcript is spliced from 2 exons. The record is from RefSeq and is a predicted model, not a curated record. NCBI's taxonomy places the organism in Eukaryota, Fungi, Ascomycota, Sordariomycetes, Magnaporthales, Pyriculariaceae.